AUGACGCGAUUCACUCUGUGGCUAUCCGCCGGUGGCAAUUCUGUACAACCAUGCGGAGAUCCAGUCUCCCAUCAUUUGUUCAUGCGGUGUUUGUUUCACGCGAAACACGACUCAAACCUCAAAUUCGAUGUGAAAACCAUCAAUGUCAAUAAGAAGAGUUAUGAUUUCAAUGAGACUGGUCUUCGAAAAGUGCCCGGAAUUCAUACUGAGGACGAUGAAACUUUCGAAACCGAGGAUGACAUUUUGGACUUUCUUGAAUCAUUGCCACCGAAAAGACCCGACGAUGUCGAAGCGGAAGACUCGACUUGCGAUUUGUUCAUCAAAUUUGCUUGGUUUCUAAAAGACGUCGAUCAUAAUGAAAAGGCAUUAAAUACCGAAUUACUACGAUUGGAAAAGUAUUUGACGAAGACUGGCUUAAGAUUUUUGUGCUCGAAUGAAGUCACCCAUAUUGAUUGCUUGGUUUUGACAAGAUUACACUCGAUUCGAAUUGCAGCAAAGGCUCUCAAGAAUUACACUUUUCCAGUUGAGCUAGCGAAAGUUCGAGAAUACAUGAAAAAUGGUUAUGACGAGGAAAUCUUUCGAUUGAGUUGCCCAUCUGAUCAAGAAAUAAUUCUUCAUUGGAGCGAGAGAAAAGAUGCUCCAUCGUUGAGCUCAAAAGAAAAAGCUCGUUUGGUCAGAGAGCAGCCAACCUAUUCGUUUAUCAUCGAUGCUUAA
Molecule: messenger RNA, 714 nt
Organism: Caenorhabditis bovis
Lineage: Eukaryota; Metazoa; Nematoda; Chromadorea; Rhabditida; Rhabditidae
Source: the annotation of a GenBank genome assembly